AGUUCUGCGUGCACGCUGAGCAAGUGGUGGGCCCGCGAGGGCGCACGGAGGAGUAGUUUACAGCCCAAGCAUGAACUCAGGGGUGCGGAUGGUGACUCGCAGUCGAAGCCGCGCGACUAGGAUCGCGUCGGAAGGGUGUAGGGAGGAGCUCGCCCCGCGAGAAGCUGCUGCAGAAGGAAGAAAAGGCCACAGGCCUGUGAGACAUCCACGGAAGACAAAAAAAGUACAUGUGGCCUAUGAGGUUGCUAACAGUGAGGAAGGUGAAGAUGCUGAGCCCCUCAAAGCGCCCAUUUGGGAACCCCAGAACUGGCAGCAGCAGCUGGCCAACAUCCGCAUCAUGAGAAGCAAGAAGGACGCACCUGUGGACCAGCUAGGUGCCGAGCAGUGCUAUGAUGCUAGUGCCCCCCCAAAGGUGAGGAGAUACCAGGUACUCCUGUCACUGAUGCUCUCCAGUCAGACCAAAGACCAGGUUACAGCGGGUGCCAUGCAGCGGCUGCGGGCCCGGGGCUUGACUGUGGAAAGUAUCCUGCAGACAGAUGAUGACCUGCUGGGCAGACUCAUCUACCCUGUGGGCUUCUGGAGGACCAAGGUAAAAUUCAUCAAGCAGACCACAGCCAUCCUGCAGCAGCGCUAUGAAGGGGACAUCCCUGCUUCCGUGGCUGAGCUGGUGGCCCUGCCAGGUGUUGGGCCCAAGAUGGCACACUUGGCUAUGGCUGUGGCCUGGGGGACCAUAUCAGGCAUAGCAGUGGACACACAUGUGCACAGAAUAGCCAACAGACUGAGGUGGACCAAGAAAAUGACCAAGUCCCCAGAGGAGACACGCAAGAACUUGGAAGAGUGGCUACCCAGGGUGCUGUGGAGUGAGGUCAACGGACUACUGGUAGGCUUCGGCCAACAGAUCUGUCUUCCUGUCCAUCCUCGGUGCCAGACCUGCCUCAACAAGGCCCUGUGCCCUGCUGCCCGGAAUCUCUAAGGGCCAUAGGGCUUCCUCUGGCUAGUGUCCAUGAAGUGCCUUUGUGGAGGGGUAAUAAGGUUUGGGGGUUGUUUGCAGGGCUAUAAUAAAGCUGGAGUUUUUCACAGUUGA
Arvicanthis niloticus (Nile rat) is the source of this 1084-nucleotide messenger RNA. RefSeq names its product nth like DNA glycosylase 1 (gene Nthl1). Gene Ontology annotation, molecular function: DNA-(apurinic or apyrimidinic site) endonuclease activity; 4 iron, 4 sulfur cluster binding; oxidized pyrimidine nucleobase lesion DNA N-glycosylase activity. Gene Ontology annotation, cellular component: nucleus. The record is from RefSeq and is a predicted model, not a curated record. Lineage: Eukaryota; Metazoa; Chordata; Mammalia; Rodentia; Muridae. Gene Ontology annotation, biological process: base-excision repair; nucleotide-excision repair; base-excision repair, AP site formation.